CUCACAGCGCGACACUCACCCUGUUCGAUUGAAACCAGAGAGAGAAACAAAACCAAGAUAAGAAUAUUGUCAAUGUUAAGAUCGAAAUUGCAGGGACCUCGCGGAUCUCCGGAUUUCAUUUACCCUCGCUUCAUUCUGUGAAGGAACAUUUUUGCAUCAGGUGAAAUUUCUCAUCUGUGGAGAGCAGCGAGGGAGAAAAAGAAAGAUGCAGUUUGAAUAAUAGCCUUUAUUCGAAUUAAGAGCUGUCAACGCGACUCGGCACAUCUUCGGAAGAAGCAUCUCAUAGAAAACGGAUAAUUGGCAGCAAUCCUGUGGAAACAAUUAUGGCAAGACUCCUUGUACAUUCCAUUCUGUUAACGGUGGCAGUUACCUCAAGAAUUAUGCCAAGUCUUGCAUCAACUGAGAAUUAUGAUGAAAUUAUAACUCAGCCUCCAUCUGUGGAAACUGCUCAAAAUCUGAUAAGACAGAAGAUAAUGGAUGCACAGUUCAAGUGCUAUGAAAAAAUGGUCAGGGAUUCUUCAUAUAAUAAACCAGACCUAUACUGUAAUAGAACCUGGGAUGGAUGGUUGUGUUGGGAUGAUACACCAGCAGGAACAUUAAGUAUGCAGAAUUGCCCAAGCCACUUCAAUGACUUUGACGAAACUGAAAAAGCUACAAAGUACUGUGAUGAAGCAGGCAACUGGUUUAAACAUCCAGAAACCAAUCGAACUUGGUCGAACUAUACAUUUUGUAAUAAAUUCACAGAUUAUAAACUAACGAUGGCUCGUAUCCUUUACUACAUGGCUGUUGUUGGUCACACUCUGUCAAUUAUUUCAUUAUUGAUUUCCCUGGCCAUCUUCUUCUAUUUCAAGAGUCUCAGCUGCCAAAGAAUAACACUCCAUAAAAAUUUGUUCAUCUCCUACAUGUUUAAUUCAAUCUUUACUCUGAUCCAACUAAUGGCAGUAGCGAAUGACAAGGAUGUGGUCUCCCGAAACCCUGUUGGAUGUAAAGUGCUCCACUUCUUCCUCCAGUACAUGUUGGGUUGCAAUUACUUUUGGAUGCUUUGUGAAGGGAUCUACCUGCACACACUCAUCGUGGUGGCAGUAUUUGCUGAAGAACAACAUCUGCACUGGUAUUAUCUCCUGGGAUGGGGAUUUCCAUUAAUACCAGCUGCCAUUCAUGCAGUAGCCAGAACAAAAUACUUUAAUGACAAUUGCUGGAUAAGUGUCGAAACACACCUGCUUUAUAUAGUGCAUGCCCCGAUUGUUGCAGCUUUGUUGGUGAACUUAUUCUUCUUGCUCAACAUAGUUCGUGUCUUGGUGACAAAGUUGAGAGACACUCACCGCACUGAAUCCAAUAUGUACAUGAAGGCCGUCAGAGCAACUUUAAUACUUGUACCGCUGUUGGGAAUUCAAUUUGUUAUUAUUCCUUGGAGACCAGAAAACCGACUUGCUGGAGAAAUAUAUGACUAUAUUAUGCACAUAUUUGUCCAUUACCAGGGUUUGCUGGUGGCCACCAUAUUUUGCUUCUUUAAUGGAGAGAUGCAAGCAGCUCUGAAGAGGCAAUGGAUGCAGUAUAAAAUGCAGCUGGGGCAGCAACGACGGGAGCACUGUUCCAUGCGUUCAACCUCAUACACAGCGACAUCCAUCUCUGAAGUUCCCGGCUACCCCUAUCAUCAAGACAGCACCAGUGAACAUUUAAAUGGCAAGUUUGCAGAGGACUCUGAAAUUACUGCCCUGAAAUCAAAAGAGACAUAUGCUUGACCUGACCAAGAGUAAUCGACAAGAUUUUUUUUAAAAUCCCAUUUUACCCAUUAAAACAUAGAGUCCAGUAUCAACUGUCAGUCUCUAAAAUAAGCAACCCAACCCAACAGGGAAAAAAAGUAAACACUUUGCUGGCAGUGGCAGUCAAGAAAGGGGCCAGUCGAGGCAGAUGUUUCAAUAUUUCAUACAGUAGUGCUUUCAGAACUCUGACUGGAAAAUGGAGCUGUCAGUUGACAUGCGUGACAUUUCCAUGGCUGUAAGUGCUGUUUUAUAAACAAGGCCCACUACAAAAGUCUGGCUAAGAAUAAUUCAAAGAAUCAGCACCAGGAUCGUGGAGUGCAGACAAAUGCCAAGGUAGUGCAUAACUUCUCCCACUGAUAAGCCGUGCACAACACUGAUCACGGACGGCUGAUUUACAACUCAAGGGUUUUAUUAGCCGGCUUUCCUCUGCUCCUCAUAAAAAUUAAGAAGCCUUGGAAAUUUAGCCCUUGGCCCCAAAGCCAUUCCUUUCGUCAAUGAUAAUUUCAAAUUGAUAGAAGUUGUUCUUAAUUUGCAUGUUUGCAGCUCUGAUUAGAUACAUCUCCUUCAUAUUGUGGCUUCUAACUGACACACACACACGCACGCACACACACAAACACACACACACGCGUUAAUGCAGUUGCGUGCUGCAAGAUGAGAUCCAGCCACAAGGAACCUGAAAGUAAUGAUCAAAAUGUACCACCUCAGUCGCCCGUCAUGGAUUGUCCAUCCAUUAGCAACGAUAUAAUUUGGCUUCAUCCUUGCUGUGGUUUAUGCUUCCAGCAAGUUAGCAAAUAGCACUGCUGAUGCAAUUGUAUGGAGCACUGUGACUGUACCUUGGCACUGGAGAAGGAAGAGGCCAAACCAGACAGGCAGGCAGAGCCAAGAAGUCCUUUCUAAGUCAGACCUUUAAUGAAGAACGAGCAAACAGUUUACUCUCGAAUCAGGAUUUAACAAAUUACCUGCAUUAAUGUCCGCAGAAUAGUUUGAGCAUUUGGCCCGAAUAAGUAAUAUUCACUAAACCUUGCUAACUGUGUUCUCUCAAAACUGAUGGUUCACGCCAGAAUUACUUGUCCACAUGACACGUGGAGCUGACCUGUGCAUGCGGAUGUAAUUAGUUUCGUAGAUUUUGAACACAAAAUCGACAAACCACGACAUUGAGGGAGAGAGUUUUUUUUUUCUUCAACAGUUGGUGGUUGAAGGAAAUGAGCAAUGCCGAGACAGGGACUGCUUAAUGCACCACAUAAAGUUCCAUUGAGAUCGUAUGAACUACAUGUGCAGGAGGUGAAUGCACGGGACAGCAGGGACUUGUGCUCGGAUUUAGCAGCAGCAGCCAGAGACAUUGCUCCCCAUCCUGUCUGCUGUAGCAAAUACCAUUCUACGCUGUAAUGCCAAGUGGCAUCAUCCACUAUAGGAAGUGAUUGAUCUCACCAAAGUUGGUUGAAACUGAUGAAUUUGGAGUAGAUAUAUUCAAGGUAUUUAAAACUUGCAUUUCUAAUUACUUUUGUAAAACUAUGACAUUUAAAUACUUGAAUAACAGGCAGUGCCAAAUUUCUUUACUCCAAGUAGCAAAGCAGAAAGAUUACAUAACAAAUUCUCCCAAUGUCUAUUAGCCACACCAUUAGAACAAUUGUGAAGGUUUCUCUUGUUUAAUAUUUCUACCGAGAUUGUAAAUAUAUUAUUGCAGAACUAUUUACAGUGAGACUCGAAGUAAUGAACAAAGAAGAUCUUUUACACGUUUAUUUACCGUAUAGUUCGAUAGAGCCAUCAGGGGAACUCAUGCUCCCAUGUUAGCGGAAAGGUUUUUAAUGAAAAGAAUUACGAUGAAUUGGACAGUGCACAGGUGAGUGAAAUAUAUGACCACGAGUUUUCCGGAACCAAAAUGAGCAAUGAGCAAUCUUAUCUGGAUAAUAACUGGUUUCAAAACCUUCUGCAUGACAGAUACUGAAUAUUUAUUGCCAUGAAUUUCACAAACCCAUCCAACAACUGCUUAAGAGAUACGUUUUAAUUCUCUUCCCCGUGGAAAAGAAUUCAGAAUUCUAAUGUAUGAUGGAUUUGUAAAGUCUUAGCAUUUCCUUUUCUGAAAGGAUGAAUUCACUAUUGGUGACCUGUGACGAGCCCUAUCUUGGGAUUAAACCAUACAAGUAAUAUGCAGAUAUACAAGUAGAAGCACUCUUGUGGGUGGAAUUAAAUGGGUAUAUACACCUCCACCAUGGUCACAAUUAAAUGCUUGACCAUCUUCAACAUAUCUAUUUACAAACAAUACUGUAGUCAAUGGGCAUCUGAGGUGAACCCUCUACAUACUGGGAUGCCCAAGACACUCAGAUCCCAGGCUUCAUUUUCAUCAUACUGGCUCACUUGUGAAGCUUGUGAAUAAAUAGGAAAUCACCUUGUUCCUUUGGACACUUAAAAUAAAAGAUUCCAAUGUGGAUUAUACUCCACUUGUUUGUGCCUCAGAAAUGUAACUGGAGUCCCAUAUAUGCCCUAGCACUUGGAUUUGCACUUUAGAAGUACACUCUCAACUGACAUAGAGAGGUCCUCUGACCAUCUGUUUAUUGAUUAGUUAUUUACGGUACAAGUACAAAUUACCCUGUUUUGAUAAAAGAUAGUCAACCUGAGUAUUUCCAAUAAUUUUGUUUUUAUUCCAUAAACAACGUAAUGUUUUAAGAGCCCUACCACUUUAUUUGCAUUAGAACACUGUGGACUGCCACCAAUUAUACUUACAACACCAACACUAAAUUGCAUUUUCAUUAUUCAAUAAAACACAAAUUCCAUUAAACUUUACUACAAAUACUUGGCAUUGAUUUUAACAAUUUGUCCCCAGUGAAAUUUAAGCGAGUAAACCUGGAGGCAAACUAGGCUGUAACAGUAGGCAGAGAACAUUAACAAUUAUAUCCUGCCUCAGCCUAAUUGACUAUAAUUUUAAACGGAGGGUAGCAAAGAAAGCACCACACAUGUGAUGCUCUCUUUAAGUGAGCAGAACAGGUUCUCUUUAUUGGGACAUGGUGUGCUAUUUAACCUGAGGCUGUCGUGGCUUUAGGGCGGGUAAAGAUGGUCGGGAACAAACUACGUUUUGAUUGCAUAAUUAUUAACUCAAAAGGGUCUAAAAUAAUUAACGAGGGUAAUCAGGGUUCCAUCAUAAGCAGAUUGCAUUGUUUCCUGAGGUUUACAGGUGGAAGAAAUAAUUAAUUCUUGUCCACACUAAUCAAAACCAAUAAAGACAACCAAAUCUACAUGUUUGCAAUACCUCCAUGAGAAUGACUGUAUUUUCAUGUUCCAGUCAACACUGUCAGUGUCUAUUUGAACUUAAAAGGCAUUGGAACAGUUUUAUAUAUGAUGAAUUAAUGUACAGUCAAUAGCUUAAUGUAAUGUUUAGUAUUCUGUUACAUUGUGGACUGUAAACACUACAAAACAACAUUACUGUAAAUAUUUCACCCAGUCAACUCCCCUUUAAAUCUAUAUGUUAGUUUCUUACAUUUAUUCUUUAACACAUCACUUUCCCAAUGUUUAGCUCCAAAAUGGUUUUUCUUACAAUUCACGUUUGAGAAAUUAUUCAGAUGUCAUAUGAUGAUACCUUUGUUUUACGUGCAUUACUAAUUAAACAUAUGCUCUGGCUUCUGAAGUAGAUGUUCUUUAAAAUAUAUGUGAAUACCUUACAACAUUAAAGCUGACUGAAAUAAAAA
Amblyraja radiata (thorny skate) is the source of this 5443-nucleotide messenger RNA. RefSeq names its product calcitonin receptor (gene calcr). Gene Ontology annotation, cellular component: axon; plasma membrane. The record is from RefSeq and is a predicted model, not a curated record. Gene Ontology annotation, molecular function: calcitonin receptor activity. The transcript is spliced from 13 exons. Bases 324 to 1742 code for a protein of 472 amino acids. Gene Ontology annotation, biological process: adenylate cyclase-activating G protein-coupled receptor signaling pathway; cell surface receptor signaling pathway; positive regulation of cytosolic calcium ion concentration. Lineage: Eukaryota; Metazoa; Chordata; Chondrichthyes; Rajiformes; Rajidae.